Molecule: messenger RNA, 2360 nt
Organism: Myxocyprinus asiaticus (Chinese sucker)
Lineage: Eukaryota; Metazoa; Chordata; Actinopteri; Cypriniformes; Catostomidae
Gene: slc35a4
Product: solute carrier family 35 member A4
Exons: 1
Coding region: 2-976 (324 amino acids)
Biological process (GO): pyrimidine nucleotide-sugar transmembrane transport
Cellular component (GO): Golgi membrane
Molecular function (GO): pyrimidine nucleotide-sugar transmembrane transporter activity
Source: RefSeq, a predicted model, not a curated record
AAUGAUCACAAUAGAUAAUGUGGGUUCUAGUGAAUCAGAACCUCCCCGCAGGAGACGCUUGGCCCUCAAGGUCCAGUGGGGGGUUCUUUUGGUUCUUCUGGUUCUCAUUUAUGGCUCCCACGCUCCCCUAAUCUCCCUCGCCAAAGUUGACGGCCGCGUUCCCUUCAGUACGUCCUCCUGUGUGGUUCUGAUCGAAUUGGCCAAACUAAUUGUCUCAGUUGCCACCCUGGUGGUGACCGGGAAUGUUUCCACUCUCAAAGCAUCUGUUUCUAUCAUUGCGAUGGCGCCGUACGCCAUUCCUGCAUUUCUCUACGCUUUCAACAACAACCUAGUGGUUUUCAUGCAAGCGUACAUGGACCCGAGCUCCUUCCAGCUUCUUAGCAACCUUAAAAUUGCCUCUACCGCGCUUCUCUACACGUCCUGUUUGGGAAAGAGGUUGCGGUCGGCACAAUGGCUCGCUUUGGGGUUGCUUGUGGCUGCUGGGGUGUCCCACAGCUACACCAGCCUACAUUGGGAGCGUAUAAAUCAAGAUAAAUCGAGUCCCAGGCUUCACGUCACCUCCUGGGGCCUCCUGCUGGUGCUCGUAUAUUGUUUUGUAUCCGGAUUGGCAGCCGUUUACACUGAACAAGUGUUGAAAAUGCAGCGUUUGCCACUCAGUCUCCAAAACAUGUUUCUGUACGUCUUUGGAGUGGCAAUUAAUCUUGCAUUGCAUCUAUUCAGUAGCGACGAGCAGCAGGGGUUUUUGGAUGGAUAUUCCACGCUGGUUUUGCUCAUUAUAGCAGGUCAGGUCGCUAACGGUCUACUGAUGUCGGUGAUCAUGAAACACGGAUCAGGAAUCACGAGGCUUUUCGUCAUCUCAUCCGCCAUGCUGGUAAACGCCGUCCUCUCCUGGGGGCUUUUGGGAAUACAGCUCACCCCUUACUUCCUGUUUCCUGUAGUGCUGACUGGAUGGGCUGUAUACCUGUAUUACAGGUAGAGCAAACACCAUUGAACUGCGACAAAAAAGAGCCUAUUUUUAUGAUUUCUAGUCUUUUGGUUUAUGGUAUUUAAAAUGCAGUGCAAAAUGUCUGUGCAUUUAAAAAAGGUUAGUUCACCCAAAAGUUAAAUUCUGUCUGUCACCGGGUGCCUGGGUAGCUCAGCCAGUAGGGAGGGUAGAGUCACAUGGGGUAACCUCCUCGUGGUUGCUAUAAUGUGGUUCUCGCUCUCAGUGGGGCGCGUGGUGAGUUGUGCGUGGAUGCCGCGGAGAAUAGCGUGAAGCCUCCACACGCGGUAACGUGCUCAACAAGUCACGUGAUAAGAUGCACGGAUUGAUGUUCUCAGACGCGGAGGCAUCUGAGAUUCGUCCUCCGCCACCCGGAUUGAGGCGAGUCACUACGCCACCACGAGGACUUAGAGCGCAUUGGGAAUUGGGCAUUCCAGUUUGGGGAGAAAAAAAAACAACAAUUCUGUCAUGUCUUUCCAAACCUGUUUGACUUUCUGUUUACAGUGGAGCACAAAAGGAGACGUUUAGUGGAAUGUUUAGUGUUCUGUUGCAUAAUGGAGCUGGCAUGAUCCAUAAAGGACUCCUAUGACGUGCUCAUAUGAUAGCUUUGUGUGAGAAACAGAUUAAAAUUUAAGUUGUUUUGUGCUAAAAACAAUAUCUUCCCUUCAACUGUUGCUCUCAAAUCUCAUUCACACUUGUGCAUAUUCAAACUUGGUGCGUUAUUACAUGCAUGAGCUAAUGGCGUUUAGUGUCAAAACUAAUGCGACUUGUCUACGGAAACCCCGAACCACACUGUGAAAAUUUUUUCACUUAAACAUUUUUUUUAGGUGUCAAAAAUGUUUUUUUCUCACUUCUUUUCUAUUUUUUUCUUUCAAAAAAGUUUUUCUUUAACAUUUUUUCUAAAAAAAUGUUUCUCAAUUUUUUUUUGUCAUUGUUGAUGAGUAUUAUACAACUAUAAAUCAAGUGCCUCAUCUGUCACCUUGUAAGCCUAAGAUUUCAUGCUUACUGAUGCCACCUGGUGGCCGAGGUUGGUACCACAUGUUAAUUGUUGCAAGCAAAAAAAUAAUAAUUCUCAUGUGUUGCCUGUUGAGGAGAGAGAAAAUAAUGUGAGAGAAUUUUUUUUUAUUUUUUUUUUUAUUUUUUUUUAGGAAAUAGGCUCAGGAAGGCACUAAGACACCCUAAAAAAAUAAAUUAAAAAAAUAUUUACCUAGUGAAUUGUUUCUCACAGCGGUUCGGGGCUUCCAAAAUAAUUGUUAACUAAAAUAAAAUUACAAAAUUGUUGUUAAUUGAAAUAAAAAUAAAAACUAGGGAUGUCCUGAUUUUUUUGAGACCGAGUACGUGUACCGAUACUUUUUUUUUUUUGUUUUGUUUUUUUUUU